This is a messenger RNA of Cucumis melo (muskmelon), 1931 nucleotides long. Its product is annotated as beta-glucosidase 11-like. The record is from RefSeq and is a predicted model, not a curated record. Bases 201 to 1724 code for a protein of 507 amino acids. Lineage: Eukaryota; Viridiplantae; Streptophyta; Magnoliopsida; Cucurbitales; Cucurbitaceae. The transcript is spliced from 14 exons. Gene Ontology annotation, biological process: carbohydrate metabolic process. Gene Ontology annotation, molecular function: beta-glucosidase activity.
UGUGUGUAUUGUUUUCCUCUUUGUACUGUAGCGUAUGAAAAUGGACUUUUCAUACUUUGUGGAAUAGUUCAAAAAAGAAAGGUAUGGUAUUGAUGUUUGAAGAAACAGAGCGCGAGAGUUUUUUUUUUGUUGUCGUGAAAUUGAAGCCAUCGUCGCUCUUUUAAGCUUCUGAGCCAAAAAGAAAGAGGAGGGGGAAAGGGAUGUCAAAUUUGGGUCUGACAAUUGGGUUAUUACUAUUGUUGAUUCUGUUAAUUAAUUCAAGUUUAGAAGCUGUUGCUGUUGUUGAUGAUUAUACAAGAGAUGAUUUUCCACCCACUUUUGUUUUUGGAUCUGCCACAACUGCUUAUCAGGUAGAGGGAGCAGCUUUUGAAGAUGGAAGAACGCCAAGCAUUUGGGAUACUUUUGCCCAUUCUGUUGAUGGACCUGGAGGAAAUGGUGACGUGGCAUGUGAUCAAUACCACAAAUAUAAGGAAGAUGUGAAAUUGAUGGUGGAUGUUGGACUUGAUGCUUAUAGAUUUUCCAUCUCUUGGUCAAGACUUAUUCCAAAUGGAAGAGGACCCAUAAACCCAAAGGGCUUAGAAUAUUACAACAAUCUCAUCAAUGAACUUAUCAACCAUGGAAUUCAACCCCAUGUAACGUUGCAUAACUUUGAUCUCCCACAAGCACUUGAAGAUGAAUAUGGGGGAUGGGUCAGUCCAAAAAUUAUAGAAGAUUUCAAGGCAUAUGCAGAAGUGUGUUUUAGAGAAUUUGGAGAUAGGGUGCUGCAUUGGACAACUGUAAAUGAGGCUAAUGUGUUUGCAUUGGGAGGAUAUGACAUGGGGUUUGUGCCACCAAAUAGAUGUUCAUUUCCAUUUGGUACAAGGAAUUGCUCUAAAGGAAACUCCUCAACUGAGCCUUAUUUGGCUAUGCAUCAUUGUCUUUUGGCUCAUGCAUCAGCUGCAGCUUUGUAUAACACAAACUACAAGGACAAACAACAUGGUUUUGUUGGGAUCAGUGUCUAUCUGCUUCGGUUUGUUCCUUUGACUGACUCUAAGGAAGACGCAAAAGCUGUUGAAAGAGCCUAUGAGUUUCUUCUCAAUUGGAUGCUUCAUCCACUGGUGUUUGGUGAGUAUCCGAAGUUGAUGAUAAAAAAUGUAGGUUCAAAAUUGCCAAUUUUCACAAGGGCUGAGAGUAGUCUUGUGAAGGGAUCUGCCGAUUUCAUUGGGAUCAUACAUUACCAAAAUUGGCGUGUCAAGGAUGAUCCUCAAAGCCUGAUGCUGCAAAUUAGAGACCCUAGAGCUGAUAUGGGAGCAAAGAUAAUGAUGUUGAAGGAAAAUGUCACAGCCCCUGAGAGCCUGCAAAUUAUGAUAGAGUACUUGAAGGAAGUUUAUGGAAACCCUCCGACUUAUAUCUACGAAAAUGGUCUUCCAAUGAAGAGAAGCUCAGAAUUAGAAGAUGUGCCAAGAGUGGAAUAUAUGCAUAGCUAUAUUGGUGCAGUUCUUGAUGCUUUGAGGAAUGGAUCGAAUGUAAAAGGAUAUUUCACAUGGUCAUUUCUCGACCUAUUUGAAUUAUUAGAUGGAUAUCAUUCAAGUUAUGGAUUAUUCUAUGUAGACUUGGAUGAUCCAAAUUUGAAACGAUAUCCUAAACUCUCAGCUAAGUGGUAUUCUAACUUUUUGAAAAGGAAGACUACUAUUUCAAACGGAGUUCUCGAGCUCAAUAACAAUCCAAGCGCUCUUACUUCUUAAUCAUACAUACCAUGUAAUGAAUAACAUACUUUUUGAAUAAAUAUUCAAGUGUAAGGUACUAGAUAGACAUUGAUGCGACAAAAAUUAUAUGAAGUGCUCCAUUUUCACUUAUGUUUGGUUGAAUAAGUGCUUCAAUGUUAGGACAAUUAUUCUUUUAUAAUGUAAGAUGAAUAUUGUUGGUAUUUAUUACAUAGUAUUUUUAACUUA